Populus trichocarpa (black cottonwood) is the source of this 1634-nucleotide messenger RNA. RefSeq names its product cyclin-U1-1. NCBI's taxonomy places the organism in Eukaryota, Viridiplantae, Streptophyta, Magnoliopsida, Malpighiales, Salicaceae. Bases 849 to 1541 code for a protein of 230 amino acids. The record is from RefSeq and is a predicted model, not a curated record. The transcript has 2 exons. Gene Ontology annotation, molecular function: protein kinase binding. Gene Ontology annotation, biological process: regulation of cyclin-dependent protein serine/threonine kinase activity.
UGAUUAUUAUUUAUUUUAUUUGAGAUAAUUUAUAAAAUUAUAUUUUUUUUCAAUUUCAUUCUCAUUCAACUUUUUAAUUUGUAAGAUUUGUUCAUCAUUAUUUUAAUAAAUUUAGAAAAAAUAAAACAUUAAUAAGUUAUUUUGCAGCUCAUUUUCCAUGACAUAACCAAACACUGGAAAAUGUUUUCCUACUUAUUUUCCAUUACACUACCAAACAUCAGAAAAUAAUUCACUUUUCCGGAAUUCACUUUCUCGAAAUUUACUUUUUUAAAAAAAACUACUUUCCAGCAAACAAACGGGAUCUUAAAAACAUUGCGGAGGCUUGGACAAAUAAAAGAUAUAUUGAUAGAAAAAAUAAUAUUUUAAAAAUUCAAAACAAUAUAUUUUUUCAUGCUUAAUUACAAUGAUAAAAAAAAGAAAAAAAACUCGGAAUCUGAUUUUUUUUUUUUAAAAAAGAAUCGUCCGCUUCGUAGCCCGAGAUUCUGGUAAGCCGUCAUUGCAGGUAGACAAGGGGGAUUUGCUCGUGACAGUCUGACUUACUUGUGCUUUCUGUUUAAGGCCAGGCAAGGUGAGCCACUUGUUUCAUGAAUCGCUAUUGUCCAUGUAAGGUCCAUCUUCGUUUUCUGUCAUUCACCUUGGGACCCCUUUACCCUACCACCCAAUCCACACCAGCGACAUUCCCACAUCCCACCAUUCAUUUCUCAGAUACUUCCAUCUCUUCUACUUCAUCAAAUCCCAUCACCUCGCACUGGACGUGUCGUCAACGUCCACGUGUCGACAACCCCCUUCACCCCCCCAACUCACAGACUAGAUAAACCACCCAACAAUGUUCCAACAACUCUCUUCAAAUGUUGGGCUCUGGCGACCUCACCAGCAACCUCAGCCGGCAGUCAGAGCCGAGCCCGUCUGAGUCAACAACACCAAGAGUCCUAACCAUAUUAUCUCAUGUGAUAGAGAAGCUGGUGGCUAGAAAUGACAAGCUUGUGGAUGACAUGGAUAAAAAGCUAGAUGGGGUGAGCUCUGGUUUGGCUAGGGUCGGGAAGAGCUUGAAUGUGUUCCAUGGUGUGAGGGCUCCUAACAUAAGCAUAGUAAAGUACUUGGAGAGACUUUACAAGUACACAAGCUGUAGCCCAUCGUGUUUUGUGGUCGGAUAUGUUUAUAUAGACAGGCUGACACAUAAGCAUCCCGACUCUCUUGUGAUUUCACUGAAUGUACAUAGGUUGCUUGUUACAAGUGUCAUGGUUGCUUCUAAGAUGCUGGAUGAUGUGCACUAUAACAACGCAUUCUAUGCACGGGUUGGAGGAGUGAGCAAUGCAGAAUUGAACAGGCUUGAAAUGGAAUUCCUUUUCCUCUUGGAUUUUGGGGUUGUGGUCAGUUCUCGAGUCUUUGAGAGCUAUUGCUCGCACUUGGAGAAAGAGAUGAUGAUAAAUGGUGCGUCACAAAGAAUUGAAAGGGCCAUCGUCUCCAAUGCUGUUGAUGAUGUUACAGAGUUAUCAGUUGAAGAUACUCAAAGUUCUUCACCCCCUCAAGGAAUGGACUGACCUGAGUUGCUAUGUCUACAUUUUCUUUUCAUUGGCUUAGUAAUUCUUGUAACUUUGGGCACUUUAUCAUGAACUACGUUCUUGUUUCUUCAA